GGCGCCGAUCCGGAUGCCCGAGGCAGGAGGAUGUUUGACCUCCGGAUAAGCGAGGCGACGCCGUGCAUUCAUUCCCGGCUGCAUCGGUGGCGACAACAGCGGUUCGGGCGGCAACUCUCCGGCCAGAGGCGGCGGUAGGAGGCACCAGUAGGAGUGCGGAGACCGAGUCCAAGCCAGAGCCGCGCUCCCUCCUUCCGUCCCUCCCUCGUUCGCUCGCUCGCUCCUUCUUCCCUCGGCCUCGCUCGCUUGCUCGCUCCCUCCCUGCGCGGAUCGCUUUUCCUCCUCCAGCCGCCGGUGACUGUGAUGUGCCGCCACCGCCGCCGCCGCUGACGGACGGACGGACAGACAGAUCUGGGGGCGCCGCCCGUGCCCGGACCGACCUCGCUGCUCGUGGCCGCGCCUCUUGAGCUCACUAUCAAUAUCAACUCACGUCAUUGAAGAGGUAACUUUGAAGACAUGUUUUGCUGAAAAGACAACUGAGAAAAUUUUUACGAAUGGGAUGAACACGCACCAGCUAAUUGACUACCUUCUGCAAUUUGAAUGUUAACAUUGCCCACCUGGUACAGUUACCUAGUGAUGUACCUGUUCUCACAAUACCCUAUUUCAGUGUGCUUGUCUUGAUUAAAGAAUUCAAAGUGGAGUACCGCAAACUUGAUAUGGAUAAUAAAAAGAAAGACAAGGACAAAUCAGAUGAUAGAAUGGCACGACCAAGUGGUCGGUCAGGACAUAAUACUCGAGGAACGGGGUCUUCAUCCUCUGGAGUUUUAAUGGUUGGACCUAAUUUUAGAGUUGGGAAAAAAAUUGGAUGUGGCAAUUUUGGAGAAUUACGAUUAGGGAAAAAUUUAUAUACAAAUGAAUAUGUGGCAAUUAAACUGGAGCCCAUGAAAUCCAGAGCACCACAGCUACAUUUGGAAUACAGAUUCUAUAAACAGUUAGGAUCUGGAGAUGGUAUACCUCAAGUUUACUAUUUUGGCCCUUGUGGUAAAUACAACGCUAUGGUGCUGGAACUGCUUGGACCUAGUUUGGAAGACCUGUUUGACUUGUGUGACAGAACGUUUUCUCUUAAGACAGUUCUUAUGAUAGCUAUCCAAUUGAUUUCUCGCAUGGAGUAUGUCCAUUCAAAGAACUUGAUAUACAGAGAUGUGAAACCUGAGAACUUUUUAAUAGGACGGCCAGGAAACAAAACCCAGCAAGUUAUUCAUAUUAUAGAUUUUGGUUUGGCAAAGGAAUAUAUUGACCCAGAGACAAAGAAACACAUACCAUAUAGAGAACAUAAGAGCCUUACAGGAACAGCAAGAUACAUGAGCAUAAACACACAUUUAGGAAAAGAACAAAGUAGAAGAGAUGACUUAGAAGCUUUAGGCCAUAUGUUCAUGUAUUUUCUGAGGGGCAGUCUUCCUUGGCAAGGUUUAAAGGCUGACACACUGAAAGAAAGGUAUCAGAAAAUUGGAGAUACAAAACGAGCCACACCAAUAGAAGUGUUAUGUGAAAAUUUCCCAGAAGAAAUGGCAACGUAUCUUCGUUAUGUAAGAAGGCUAGAUUUUUUUGAGAAGCCAGAUUAUGAUUACCUAAGGAAGCUUUUUACUGAUUUGUUUGAUCGAAAAGGAUAUAUGUUUGAUUAUGAAUAUGACUGGAUUGGCAAACAGUUGCCUACUCCAGUGGGUGCCGUUCAGCAAGAUCCUGCUCUGUCAUCAAAUAGAGAAGCGCAUCAACAUAGAGAUAAGAUGCAGCAAUCCAAAAAUCAGUCGGCAGACCACAGGGCAGCUUGGGACUCCCAGCAGGCAAAUCCCCACCAUUUGAGAGCUCACCUUGCAGCAGACAGACAUGGUGGCUCGGUACAGGUUGUAAGUUCUACAAAUGGAGAGUUAAACACAGAUGACCCUACCGCAGGACGUUCAAAUGCCCCCAUCACAGCCCCUACAGAAGUAGAAGUGAUGGAUGAAACCAACUGCCAGAAAGUAUUGAACAUGUGGUGCUGCUGUUUUUUCAAACGGAGGAAAAGGAAAACCAUACAACGCCAUAAAUGACUCUGGACACAGACAGACCAUGGGGAGUUACUUACGUGUUCAUCUGCUGUCUUGUGAUUAAAAUCAUCUCUGUAGUGACCACACACAUUUUCAAGGACUCACUCCUAGAAACAAAAAAGUCGUACUUUCAUGCAUACUUCAUUUUGUGGUUGUCUUACAUUCAUUUUUUCUUUUCUUUCUUUCGUUCUUUCUUCUCUCCCCCCCCUUCCCUAAUUUAACUUCUUGGAAGCUUUAAAGUUUUGUCAAAAUAUGAGUGCUUUGCCCAUCAGUGAAUGGAAUAGACCAAUGAGGUGGUACCGAUGAAUACAGUUCUGUAGAACAUUUCUCAGAAGCUCUUCUCCUGUUGUAGCAAGCAGUUCAGUAUCUUACAGUAUCAACCAGUAAUACACCUAGUCUUUUUAUUUUUUUUUUAAAUGACUUCUGUAAGAGCAUACUUAAGCUGGAUUUUUUUUUAAAAUCUAAUGGAUAAUGAAACAGAGAAAACCGAGUUGCCUAUCUAGAAGAAGUUAUUCCUUGAGAAGUUCAUUUUUGUGUGUAUGACAUCUGCGUUGAUUUCAGUAUUAAGUGAUGAUAUUGCUAUUCAUGAGUCACAUUAGCAUUCUCUCUGUGAAAUCAUGGUACAGUCACUGCCCAGAGCUACUGAGGAAAAAGCUUUAUGAAUUUGGCUGAUGGCAGCAGUGAACAAAUCACAGGUUGUGUGGUGAAAACACACUUUGCUUUUGUAGCACCACUCUGAAAUACAAUGUUGCUGAAGUGGCAAAAACCUCUUAGAAGAAAAGGAAAAAGAAAAAAAAAUGCAAAAUGUUUGUAUGACAUAACUUUAUGCUUCCAGGUAAUGAUGUAUGUAAGACGGUAAGAAAUGAAUAAUUUGAAAAAUGAGAUGUUGGAGGGUUUUUGUCUGUCUGUUUUUUAAAGAGAGAAAUACACUAAGGAGGAGAAAUAAAUGUGAAUCUCAUUGUAAUGUCUAAGUUGAAGUCUAUAAGAAGACCCCACGGAAACCUACCAUUAAAUGAUUACAUUUUUCCCCAAGCAGAAAGGUUUGGACACGCCCUGCUAUGGUUUCUGUUUAGCAAUUAUAUGCUCUUUGAUUAAAAAAAAAAAGACAGGAGAGACUCUCCCAGAAGUAAAAACUGGGACACUCGAUUUCCCUCUGUGUACAAUGGUCUCUUCAAGUUUGCUUGUCCUCUGGAAUUUUCCUACUCUUAGGCAUAAUCUGAAGAUGAGAAACUUUUCUGGAGAGGAUGGGUCAGGUGCUUUGCCUCCACUUGUCUUUUGAAGUGCCUGCAUAUGAACAAAGGAACGGUUCUAUGAAAGUGGAAACCCAUUUCACCUUUCAAGUAUGCUUUGCUUUAAGCCAUGCAGACACACUCUUGUCACAUUCUGCUAGCCAGAAUUUUCCGGAAGAGUUAAUGCAAAAAACAAAAGCAAAAAAAAAAAAAAAAAAAAAAGACUGGUUAGAAAGAAAAUUAUGUUGUUCAAAUCUCAUAUUCACCUUUCAUUUGUAAAAUUCUUAUUACUCCUUUCAUGCAGUCCCUUCUUUUUGUCUUUUAAGUGCGUGCCCCCAGGCAUGCUUAUUUAUUUUUAUUGUCUCAAGGUAACAUUUAAAAUCUGUAAUUAAAGUAAAUAAAUCUACAUUUUGGACUUCAUUAUUGCAUUUACAGGGAUUUAGUUGUACUUUGUAAUUUAUUUUUUUCUUAUUAGCCAAAAGUUCAAUGCAUUGUUUCUGAUGAAUUAGGCACCCAUAUGAAUACUGCAAAUCAGGACAUUGUCUGUCAUUGUUGCUCUGAAUCCUAAGAAUGAUCUUUUUUCAAGUUCUUGAUUUUUAAAGCCCUACACUCAGCCUAGGAAACAUUUGCUGUAUAAUUUGGCCAGUUGUUUCCAUUCUGUAUCUUUGUAUACUGUCAUCAUGUCUUAAGCUACAAGAGUUACAUACUGAUUUGUUUUAUUUUAUUUUAUUUUUUUUGUUUGUUUGCUUUGAGCAAGGUAGAUGGAUGUUUUGGCCAUUAUAAUAAUGUGAAACCACUUCUUUCUUUACAGUAUUUGACCAAAUUUGUGUCUAUGAUAUUUGUAAAUACAUGCAAUAUCUGUAUUUCUUAUCAUAAGCCUAUUUAGUUUUAUUCUCAGUCAAGUUUUUGGACUGUACAGUGUUUAUAUGAUCUGAACUCCUUAUAUACAUAAGAAGGUGUGUAUAUUAAUCCCACAAUGGACUUAAAAUAUUUUAAAAGUAUAAAUACCCUUAUUUGCUGCAAAGACCAGUGUGUAGACAUUUGCUUUUUAGCAAUAUUUUUUAAGUGCUCCAUUUUAAUGCCAAGGAUUAAGUCCAUUGGCAACACAUACUGGUCAAUAAUAGGUAAUGCAGGUAUGUUCAGGUUAAGCCAACAAUGUUUUGCAUUUUUAUGCUUCUUUUCUGUCAACACUAAUGAAGUCAACAUUGCCUGAAUGUCUGAAUAAUGAAACACAUCCCUGUUUAAAAGUAUGUAACUGAAAAAGAAAUAAAAAAUAAAGGUAGUUUUUUUUAAA
Messenger RNA from Erinaceus europaeus (western European hedgehog), 4547 nucleotides. RefSeq names its product casein kinase 1 gamma 3 (gene CSNK1G3). The transcript has 14 exons. The coding region runs from base 657 to 2027 and encodes 456 amino acids. Gene Ontology annotation, cellular component: cytoplasm; plasma membrane; nucleus. Lineage: Eukaryota; Metazoa; Chordata; Mammalia; Eulipotyphla; Erinaceidae. Gene Ontology annotation, molecular function: protein serine/threonine kinase activity; ATP binding. Gene Ontology annotation, biological process: endocytosis; peptidyl-serine phosphorylation; positive regulation of canonical Wnt signaling pathway. The record is from RefSeq and is a predicted model, not a curated record.